AUGUCUUUCGAUAGACUCAAGGCUGAGUCUGUCACGGUACUUGCUACUAAGAUUGGUUUAGUAAGUGAUAGCGAUGUUUACAACACAAUCGAAAAGCUUUUGUUUCUUGUUCGUGAAGCAGAGCUACAUAGAAAGAUGGUUCAUGCUGAUUACACUAAUUUAAAGAAGGUUUUCGAGCGUGAUGAGGCAACUGUACACAACAUUCUUACGGAGUACAAUGUUCCGACAACUAUUACGGAAUCCUUCUUGGACUCAUAUAUCAAGUCUGGUGGAAUUUCUGAUGAAAGUAUAGAAGAAACUCUAGCAGUUCUACCGUCUAACACAACUGAAGUUGGUGUUAGUAGUCCUUUGACUUCGGUUGUUACAACACAGCAACAAUACUCUCAUGCGAUUGGAACGCCACCUAUCAACGUCGCCAUCCCGCCACCGAAUGUGCCAGCGUUUCGAGGAGUUCCGAGUAUUCCUCUGCCGGACCUCACGCAACCGCCGCCGGUGAUCAGUAAUGUUGGCAAUAUUUAG
Angiostrongylus costaricensis is the source of this 519-nucleotide messenger RNA. The record is from the annotation of a GenBank genome assembly. Lineage: Eukaryota; Metazoa; Nematoda; Chromadorea; Rhabditida; Metastrongylidae.